Molecule: messenger RNA, 4876 nt
Organism: Seriola aureovittata
Lineage: Eukaryota; Metazoa; Chordata; Actinopteri; Carangiformes; Carangidae
Gene: radil2b
Product: Ras association and DIL domains 2b
Exons: 18
Coding region: 403-4191 (1262 amino acids)
Biological process (GO): signal transduction; neural crest cell migration; substrate adhesion-dependent cell spreading
Cellular component (GO): microtubule
Molecular function (GO): GTPase binding
Source: RefSeq, a predicted model, not a curated record
CGCACAUCUGGAGAGCGCGUUCGUUAUGAAUUUGAAACAAACUGCCUCAGCCUGAAUGUGAUAUGAUACAGACUGUGAUUAGAUCUUUCUGAAGUCUUGUCAUUCAGCUUUAUUUAACACAUCUGACCUGUCAGACACCGCGCGACUGGGAGUAGCUGGAGUCGAACAGCCCGGUUACAACAGCUGGAUGAGGGCUGGAAACAUCUGCAGCGUCUGUUCCAGAGUUUGUAAAAUGAAGCAGCAGCUGAACGGCUCUCUGCCGCCUGUCCCGGAUGAAACAUCCCAGGAAUGAAGCGAAGCGGUUUGGGAGCGUGACGGGCUGAUGGGACAUGUAGGAGCAGUCCUGUCGUCACUUACAGAAACUUUCAGUUGAACAGGAGCAUCCAGGUGGAGCGGACAGGAAUGAACCGGAUGAAGGAGCUGAGUUCUCUUCCACCGAGACCGCCGAGUUUACCUGCAGCCUCCCCGAAGAGGCGGUUCGUGAAGCUGGGGAGGAAGACGAGUGAUGGCUCUCAGCAAUCAGCUUCAUCCACCGGCAGUUCAUCCACCAGCAGGUCAGCCGAGGGAGUGGCCGUCAGACAGCCCAGCAAGAGCAGCAUCCGUCGCCAUACCAACCGCCUCUCAGGUGUCUUCCUUCGCGGCCCCGCCUCCAGCCCAGGCUCCAUGGCUCUGACGGCAGGUCUCAGGUCAUCGCUGUCCAUCCAGGCCAGGAAAGGCAGCAUGAUGUGUGCGGAUCCUUUGAUUGCGGACGACCCGUCUGAGCUGUCCAAUCAGAUUAGUGCUCCAGGAAUCCUGAAGAUCUUUGGAAAUGAAAUCUGUGAAGGAGCUCACUACAAGAGCGUCCUGGCCACCACACACUCCAGUGCAAAAGAGCUGGUCAAAGAGGCCCUGGAACGGUACGGUCUGGGCAAGGAGGAAGCAGAGUCCUACGUUCUCUGCGAUGCCAUCGGCUCCAUCAGCGAACAUCAGUGGAGGACGGAAGGGUUCAGAGUCGUCGGCGACAACGAGAAGCCCCUCCUCCUGCAGUCACUAUGGAAACCCAGAGAGGGCCUGGCGAGACGGUUCGAGAUCCAGAGGAGGAGCUUGGUGGAGGAGAAGACGUCCAGAGACAAAGACACCAUCACUGCUGGCAUCAAUGCUCAGGCUCGAAAGCUGCAGAAGAGCCGCUCCAGAGUGACCUCCACCCUCAUACACAGGACCGUGGGCCGAAGCCACAAACUGUGGAGGAGCAAAAGUGAGAUGGACCUCUUAGAUUCUGACACAGAGACCAAACAGGACGCAGAUCACGAUAAGUGUGUUAAGGAUCGAGGUGAGGGCCUGAAUCAAACGUCACCGCAGAGCUGCAAGCGCCCCAAAACAAGCCCAGAACAGAAUCACAUUCACAGCCUGGAAACUCCCCCCCAGGGGUUUCAGGCCAAAACAGAGACCCUCUGUCCGUCAAGGCCGAGAGGCGAGCGGGAAGGAGAGGAGUCGCAGAGGGAGGGGAUGGAGAGCAGCGACGAUAACGCCACACAGUACGCCAUUCACCCUCCUCACGACUGUCCGUACCUGCUGCUGCUGCAGGGCUGCAGCCCCACACAGGACUUCCUCAUCUACCUACUUGUGGGGCUCGAAACUGUCAUUGGCCGGAGAAGUGAUCAUGAAGACGGGUCAAAACCAGACAUCUUCCUGUUCGCCACCGACAUCCUUCGGAGACACUGCUGCUUCCAUCGCCGUAGCCCCGGCGGCCCCACCAUGCUCUGCCCCUCUCAGGAUGCUGUGGUCACGAGGAACGGCGAAGUCCUGAGAGAAAAAGUACAGCUUAAUCCUGGUGAUGUCAUCGGACUGGGACAAUGCUACCUGUUUCUUUUCAAGGAUCCGGUUGCUUUGAUGCACAAGGAGGUGAACAGUUCUGCCCCUGAGCCCAGCUGGUCUGCUGUCCCCUGGAUGUUGGGUCAUAGCACCUCUACCACUAGAACAAGCCCCACUACAGACAAGAUCCUCUGCAACAGCUGCAUCUCCCCCUGCACUGACCCCCAGAGCAGCAAAGAGCCCCUGAGCAGGGGCCCCCCAUUUUUACAGUCACCUGAGGGCCACAGCCUGACUCUGAACUAUGACCCAGAGGACGAGGAUCGCAUCGUCAGGGAGAUCGUUGCUAUGGGAAGCACCAGAGUCAAAGACAGGCCGGUGCUGACUGCAGCGUUUCUGCUGUGUAUGUGUGUUCAGUAUUCGUCCACAUGUCUUCACACCUCGGACCUGCGCAGACUCCUGCUGCUCACUGCCAGUGGGAUCCAGAGAGUCAUGUGGGAGCACACUAAGGAUCUGGCGGCAGUUCAGCCUGAAGCUCUCAGUGGUGAAGACUCAAACUCAGAGGACCUCCAGCCUCUGAGCCUGCCCGAGGUGAUCUCAGGACUGCGCCCCCUGGUGGUGUGGAUGUCCAACAGUCUGGAGCUGCUGCAGUUCAUCCAGUACCAGCUACCUCUUAUUCUGGAGUGGAGAAGCAGAAAGGAGCAGGGGCAGGAGGAGGAUGAAGAAAGGGAAGAUGAUGAGAGCAAGGAGGCGGAGAGCUUAGCCAUGUUGGAGCUCCGUCUGUCCUGCGUCCGUUCAGCCAGUGAGGAAACGAUGGCGGUUCUGGAGGAGGUCGUCAUGCUGGCCUUCCAGCAGUGUGUGUACUACGUCACCAAGGUCCUCUAUCCCAUCCUACCUGGACUCCUGGACUGCAACCCGUUCAGGGAGAGUCCAGGUGAGAGUAGCUGUGGACCGCAGGUUCCCGCAGAGAUCCAGCAGGUUGUGGAGGUCCUGAACGAGACCUGGGUGCUGCUCUCAGACUGUCAGCUCCACCCAGAGAUUUCCUCUCAGCUGAUUGGCUACGUCUUCUACUUCAUCAACGCAUCGCUCGUCAACUCGCUCAUGGAGAGAGGCUCAGAGCCAGGUUUCUACCAGUGGUCCAGAGGAGUACGGAUCAGGGCCAAUCUGGACCUGGUCCUGGACUGGGCCCAUGCAGCUGGACAGGGAGAACCGGCACUGGAGCACACACACACACUCUCCUCAGCUAUCAAUCUCCUGGCCACACCCAGGAAGAAUUUACUGCAGACAUCUUGGACGUCCCUGCGGUCUCACUACCCCUCCCUGAGACCGGCUCAGCUGAACCACCUGCUGGGUCUGUACAGCCCAGCGUCCCCCUGCAGACACAUGUGGACUCCGUCGGCUCAGGACGAAGCAGCAGCUCAUGGAACCGCUGACGUCCUGGAGAGUUUUGACACCCACCACCCUUUGGUGCUGCCUGUUGGGGGGUACCAGCUCCAAGUGAGAAGAGCUGUAACAGAUCCAGGUCUGAGGGACCAGCUCGACAAGCUCAGAGCGUUCAUCCCCUCUGAGCCUGAGCCUCGGUCCUCUGACGUCACAGCUACCAGGCAGCAGCAGAGUGGUUCCUGUCUUCAGGAGACUCUCCACACCCACCCACCCCCCUCUGCCUUACCUCCGUCACCCCCGUCACCCCCCUCCCCUCUCUCCACCCACUACCUGGACGAGUUCAGCUCCUGCGGCGCCGUCCUCCUGUCCCAGAAGCUCAGACAUCUGGAGCUGCAAAUCCGAGAGAUGACGAGCAGCGAGGUGAGGAGGUCGGCUCUGGACCCGUCCUGUCUCCUCACCCCUCCCAACACCCCCCACGUCGUGGAGCCUGGGGACCAGGUGAAGACAGACCAGGAGAAAAGGAUGAAGGCCGUCAGUGAGACGCUGCCCUGCUCCUCUGAUGUAGAUGAUGAAGGUGGUUUAGUGUUUGAGUGUCUGUCUGCGCUGAGAACGGACCGUCUGACAUCAGACUGUCCUCAUAUGAAGAAAAUUAAAGAGGAAGAGGGGGAGCAAGAGGAAGAGGAGGAGGAGGAGGAGGACCAUUAUGACGACAGCAGUAAUGAGAUUUUCAGUCUGGAGCUGGAGCGAGGGGAAAGAGGACUCGGUCUUGCUCUGGUUGACACAAGGGACACCUCCUUCAGGGUGAAGGGCGUCUUCAUCCGUGCCGUGGUCCCGGACUCUCCUGCAGCUCGCUGUGAGAAGCUGGUUCCAGGAGACCGGAUCCUGGCCGUUAACGGAGUCAGUCUGCUCGGACUGGACUACGACAGUGGGAAGGAGCUGAUCCAGUCAUCCGGAGACAGACUGAGGUUACUCUUGGCCAGAUGUGACUGGAUGGCAAAGGCCAUACAGACUGACUGCUGACUGUUUCAGACUGAGAGACUGUUGCAGCAGCACAGACACACUCAUCAGAGCUGGUUGAAUAUUCAGGUUCAGAGUCGCUGAGGAGGACGACAUGCACUAAUGAGAUGAGCUUUGUCCCGGUGGAACUGGGGACCAGCGUUCAGCUACAACGGAGACAAGAUAAAGAAAAAAUCCACAUAAAGCUUCAGCAUUCCUCGUUUCACAGCCCCCACCUCUCUGAACUCCUCUGGACAGAUGAACGCUGUGAUGGUGGUGGAGAGUCUCAAACCCGAGGGGUGGAGAUGAUGAUUCACAUCUUAUCAUUAUGUUUCUCCAUGUUGUAUUUAUGAGUCUUUGAUCAAUAUUUUUCCUUUAGUGUGUCACCUGCCUGUAGUUCCCAUUAUCAUAUCAUAAUAAUCACUGAUGUAGUGAUGCAGCGUUCUGUGAGUCUCCUAAUGAGGAGUUUACUCACUGAUGACGUCAGUUUCUGGGACACGACGGUUCGAGUCGCACAUUCGAUGACGUCACUGCAACACGACCUGUUUCACAAACUGAAGCGCGGCGACUCUGUCAGAGCGUCGCUGCUGUUCUUGUUCAGUUUUUUUUUGAUUGGAUGUGAUGUUUGUUCCAUGUUGUUGAUCAGUCUGAGUCUGAAUUUUAAAUGAUAAAUAUAUACAUGUAUAUAUAAACAUAAACACAGAUGACU